GAAUAUCCCCCAAACCUGUUGGUUUAAGCACAUUGAGAAAACGCUUCGUCUUCAAGCUUUUCCCUCCACUCUCUGUCCUGCCCCACAGUUUUUCUUUCUGCAACUUCAAAUCUCUGAUUCUACCUGCUGGGAUACGCCGAGUUUGCUUCUUCUCAACUGGGUUCCCUUGAUUUUUUUGUGCAAACAUGGACAUGAUUCAAGAAGAACAGCAACAUGAACGAGACCGAGACCAGGACGAAGAAGCCUCAGCAGCCGAUCUCGGAAUUGACGGCGGAGAAGAAUCCGACCCAGAAGACCCCGCUGACCCCUCUCGGGCUCUCGCGCUGCCGCCGAAGCAGGAGCAAGACGUACCAAUGACGGUGGCGGUGCACGCGCCCAGGAGAGCGUCGACCAAGGACCGACACACGAAGGUUGAGGGCCGGGGACGGAGGAUCCGAAUGCCUGCCACGUGCGCGGCUCGGAUCUUCCAGCUGACCCGGGAGCUCGGGCACAAGUCCGAUGGGGACACAAUACAGUGGCUUCUGGAGCACGCCGAGCCGGCUAUCAUCGCCGCCACAGGCACCGGAACGGUGCCGGCGAUUGCUAUAUCCGUGAACGGGUCGCUUAAAAUCCCCACUGACGUGAGACCCGGGGACGACCCUCCCGACCAGAAGAAACGCAAGCGCAACUCCAACAGCGAGUACGUGGACUUAAACGACGGCGUCUCAGUGUCGGCGGGUUUAGCCCCUUUAACAACGGAAGGACGACGACAACCACCAGCACCACAACCACCGACAACAGCUGUACAAGCGGUGGCGCCUCAAGGCAUGGUCCCCAUGUGGGCCAUACCGUCAAACACCGUCGUUCCGGGAGCUUUCUUCAUGGUCCCCUCGAUGACCCAACCUCACAUAUUUACGUUUCCAACCACUCUCCCCGCCGCUCCUUUCAUCAACAUCUCGGCCAGACCCAUAUCCUCCUUCGUUGGUCCCAGUUCGGCGGCUCCGGCCACCGCAACGAGCAGUGGCGGCGGCACUCAGACGCUGAGGGACUUCUCGCUGGAAAUUUUCGACAAAAAGGAGCUACAAUUCAUGUCUGGCUCUUCAAAUCACUGACGGCGGAGCAAAACCCAGAAACCCAUCGUCCGCGGUUUCGGAUUUUGGCGGCGGAGGGCGCUGGGUUUUGCCUUUGGGUGGGAAAGGGGAAGCACGUGGUCACGUGAGGGGAGGGUUUUAAGGCGAGGCAUGUGUGAAGUGGGGUUGGAUUAGGCGGAGGUGGGGACCACAAUUGUGGACCGUGGAACGGGGUAGGAGAUGGGUGAGAGUAAGGGUUUGUAAUUGUAUGGUGUAAUCUGCGGGGGUCCUACUCCAUCUCACUGUCCAUGUGAUGGUGGGAGCGGGGCCCAAGUUCAAAAGCACCAUUACCAAGGCGGCCUUCGCGUGGAGUGGUCCCAGCGGGAGGGUUGGAUGGGUCCGUGGGGUAAGUUGACACGUGUCUGAUGGGUAGGUGCCCGGUUGUUGUGGGGGUCCGCUUGGUGUUUUUACCUAUUUCCUUUGUUAUUUUAUUUAUUGUAAUAAAAUAAUGGUUUAGGGUUUGUGGUUGUGGAUGUGGUUGUGGUCGUGCACAAAUGGAAAGGUGACGGUGAUGAGGGGAUGAAGAUGGGCGCAUUAGAUGCAAAAACCCCAACUUGGUGAAGAGAAAUGUAAAUGUAGCGUACGGCAUUAUUCAGUGUUUGACCUAAUUUUAACUUUCCCACUUGUGUGUUUUCUUUUA
Malus domestica (apple) is the source of this 1749-nucleotide messenger RNA. Its product is annotated as transcription factor TCP9. Gene Ontology annotation, cellular component: nucleus. NCBI's taxonomy places the organism in Eukaryota, Viridiplantae, Streptophyta, Magnoliopsida, Rosales, Rosaceae. The record is from RefSeq and is a predicted model, not a curated record. Gene Ontology annotation, molecular function: DNA-binding transcription factor activity; sequence-specific DNA binding.